Messenger RNA from Dreissena polymorpha, 789 nucleotides. RefSeq lists its product as uncharacterized. The record is from RefSeq and is a predicted model, not a curated record. Lineage: Eukaryota; Metazoa; Mollusca; Bivalvia; Myida; Dreissenidae. Bases 336 to 770 code for a protein of 144 amino acids. The transcript has 4 exons.
AAUCGAGCGCGAAAAGUUCUACGUGAGACAAAUUACACAAUCUGUACACCGUUCUUUAUCAGAGAAUCGUUGCUGCGUUGAAUAUUGCUCAAGGUAAACAAGCAUACCAACCUGACACCUUGUUCUAUGACUACCUGGCUACGGCUGACCUUGCCGUCGACGGAAAUGUGAACCAACACUACCACCAAGGUCGUUCGUGUGCACAUACCAUUUCCACGGGCAACGUAUCCUGGGAAGUGGAUCUGCAGGGUAUUUUCGUCAUCGAGAGCGUCAAGAUCUACAAUAGAUUGGAUUAUGGCACGCAUUUUCUACAAAAUGUAGAGUUACUCAUCGGAAUGUCGAGGGACGGGUUUCAUGCACAGGCAGGGUUCCACCCAGGGGCGGUUGGCGCCACCUACACCUUUGUACUUGGAACGCCCAUGUACGGUCGGUGGGUGAAGGUAGCCAAUCAUUCGCCGGGUAACGUUCUUCAUCUGUGUGAGGUUCAAGUGGAGGGGAGCGUUUGGAGUCCGAUUAAAGCCAUGGGAUCUCACAAGUACGCGGUAUUUGUGAACCACUUCCACACGGGCACAGCACUCGCAAUGACCAGGAACAUCUGGACGGAUAUCAUCUGCGCAUCACAGUGUUCUAAAACACAGAACUGCGUCAGUGCCCAUUACAACAAAGCGACCUUGACCUGCAGUCUGUUUGAUACGCUGAACUUCCAGAUCGGAGGCGGAGCUGAUGACGUCAUAAUCGUCAUUUCCUACUACACAGGCGCAGUUGCUUAAACAACAAACAGCGCUUUGG